Messenger RNA from Fulvia fulva, 900 nucleotides. RefSeq lists its product as uncharacterized. Bases 1 to 900 code for a protein of 299 amino acids. NCBI's taxonomy places the organism in Eukaryota, Fungi, Ascomycota, Dothideomycetes, Mycosphaerellales, Mycosphaerellaceae. The record is from RefSeq and is a predicted model, not a curated record. The transcript has 3 exons.
AUGUCAAGCUUGCAAGACAAGGCGAAUCAAGGUACGAGACGGAAACCGAAGAGCAGGAGUCGAAAGGGCAGUGAUGAUACCGAGAGUGGAGAGUCGCAGAGUCGCAGUCCCGAGAUCGAAGAACAGAGGACGCGACCAGAACAACCUCUAGUCUGGACGAACGACAAUCAGAAUAGUCAUGAUGCCGCUCAAGCAACGCAACGGACACUCCUAGCAGCAGGACAAAAAACUCCAUUGAGGGCGCCGCCUAGACCAAGCCCUUCGCCGGAGAGGCAAGCGACAUCAUCUUCACACCACACCAAUCCUCCUACACCCACAGACCAAGGAGCCUCCACAGACUUCCUCGAAGCACUACGACCAUUCCUCGCCGAAACAUCAGAAGCCUCGCCCCUCAAAAUAGCCACCCAAGCAGUCUCCCUCUCCACCAUGGCAAAGCAAUCCUGCCAUCAACACCUCCUACCACAAGCCCAGAAUCAAUACACGCGAGCCCUCCACGCCCUCCAAGAAGACCUCAAAAAUCCCCAUCUCACCCUCUCUGACGCAACACUUCUCACCGUCCUGACCUUCGCUCUCUACGAGUCUAAUUGCCAAUGUACUUCCCCGCAGCAAUCCAUGGCAGCAUGGGCGAAACAUAUCGACGGCGCGAUCACACUCCUCAAAUCUCGUGGUCUCGAACAAUUGAAUGAGAGUUCAUCGUAUCGGAUGUUCCGCGCGAUACGGGGACAGAUUCUCGCGGGCGUGGGACCGAGGGCUCAGCGGGUUUUCGGGACGAUUGGGUAUGGGGCUUGUAGUGGGGAUGAAGCUGGGAAUGGGAAUGCUGUUGCUGUGAGGAUUAGGGGGAUUUUAAGCGGGUGGCAGGGGUAUUUGGCGAGGUGGGAGUGCUGGGUUGAGGGAGGGUGA